CACGUCCGCAGCCUAGCAGCAGAAAAGACGGCGUAAACAAAGCAGACAGCUAGACAUCAGCUAACACAAAGUAGCUAAUAUUUCGUCAGUAAAAUAUUUAAUAUUUCUGCGCUUGGCUAUAAAUGAAGACAUUUUAUUGGCGAGCAGAGCUCUAAUAUAAAUGGUAAGCGACGCUACAAAUCUACGAUACUACACGCACCGUUAUUGCUAGCUACAUUAGCCUUAGCUAGCCUCGGUUAACGGGAUUUUAAUAUCUGGAAAAUAAUGCUCCAGGCUAAUAUUUAUCGAUACCACAUGUUAACGACUACCUGAUUCACCUGCCUAGGUUAGGUGAGGGAUUUUAAAGCUGCGAAACGUUUAGACUUUGAUGAGUUAGCUCGCCAUGUAGUUUAUUUAGGUUAAAAAUCGAUGAGCUGGCUGAACAGGGCUGGAUAGCGAAGCGUCGCUGCCCACCUGGACCACCACUUCACUGCAGUCAUCCGGACUGCGAUGUUCAGCCUGAUGGCGAAUUGCUGCAACUGGCUGAAACGCUGGCAGGAGCCUGCAAGGAAAGUGACUCUGGUGAUGGUGGGCCUGGAUAAUGCAGGGAAGACAGCCACAGUGCGAGGAAUCCAGGGAGACAAUCCACAGGACGUUGCUCCUACAGUGGGCUUUUCCAAGGUUGACCUGAAGCAGGGCAAGUUUGAAGUGACCAUCUUUGACCUGGGUGGUGGGAAGAGAAUCCGGGGCAUCUGGAAAAACUACUACUCGGAGUCGCAUGGCGUGGUGUUUGUGGUCGACUCUAGUGAUGUCCAGCGGAUCCAGGAGACACGGGAGACCAUGGCCGAGGUCCUCCAGCACCCACGCAUCGCUGGCAAGCCUGUGCUAGUACUUGCAAACAAACAAGACCAGGAGGGAGCGCUGGCUGAAGCAGACAUCAUUGAGAACCUGUCAUUAGAGAAGCUUGUUAAUGAGAACAAGUGUCUCUGUCAGAUCGAGCCAUGCUCUGCUGUUUUAGGCUAUGGGAAAAAGGUUGACAAAUCCAUAAAGAAGGGCCUGAACUGGCUCCUCAGCAACAUUGCCAAAGACUACGAAGCCAUCACCGAGCGAGUGCAAAAGGACACGGCCGAGCAGCGCGCUCUGGAGGAGCAGGACAAGAAGGAGAGGGCAGAAAGAGUACGACGGAUGCGAGAGGAGAGAGAGCGGGAGGAGGCAGAGCGAGAGGGAAGGCCGAUCCAAGAAGAGGAGCCCGAUGAUGAGAACAUUCAGAGCCCCUUCCAGCCAAUAGAAAAUGUGAUUUCUGAAAAUGAGGAUAAACAAAAGGAAAGGAAGAGGCAAAGAGAGCCACAGGAGGGCAGGAGUAACAGCCCCAAGGCAGGCGCUGAGGAAGAGGAGGAGGAGGAGCAGGAUGAUACGAGACAAACGCCAGAAAACAACACUUCAGCCACGACAGGUGAGCAGAGCAAAAAGAAGACGAGCAAGCUGCACCUGAAGAGGAAGCACAGGGUAGACCCGCUGAGGACAGAGGACAGACCGGUGGAGAGCCCCACCCCUCCUCCACCUCCAGUGGGAUGGGCCACGCCCAAAGUCUCUAGGCUGCCAAAGCUAGAGCCACUCGGGGACACAGGACAUUCUGAAUUUUACAAGAAGCCUCUCCCGCCACUUGCGAAUAGGCUGAGGCCUAACGGUGAUGCUCAUGACGUCAUUUCUUAAAUCUCCUUUAGCAAUUGAGGUUGACCAAUCACAACUCUCUUCUCCUGUGCUUUUUGUCUAAAGCGAGCGCCGUGUAGACAACCAAGCAAAAACUGACGAUUGCGAAACGCUGGAGCUGGGGAUCUCUGAAAGUGCGAUGGACACUAAACAGAGUGGUGACAGGAAGUCCUGCUCAGAAGCCGUAAUUUGACUCGACAAAUUCAUUGCAAAACCUGCCUGAGCUCUAUGUCAGGUUCUGUCUUCACUCAAAACAAAAAAGCACAUUUGGUGCUGAACUCUCUCCUACUGUAGACGUUAUAUCAUACUGUUAAUCAGUGUUAGAUAGUUUGGACUCCGUGUGUCCAACUGAGAUGCUUUUAAUUGACAGCAAAUGUAAUUAUAGCCUUUUAAAUGUAUCUGAAUAGUGUAUUUGUAUACACGCUGCCAUUAAAAUGACAAUAUCAUUUAUUUUUGCACCUUGAGGUUUUUAGCGUAAACAUCAUGUAGUUAUGUACCUGAGUAUUCAUAAGAAAGGCAAAGGUCUUAAGUGGCUUUAUUAUAGCUGAGUGCUUUAAAUUUGACCUUUUUAAAGUCGGAAACAUUUCUCUUUUUUACAUCACAGCUUGCAAGUGGAGAUCGGGGGAGGUUAAACAAGGGAAAAUACACUGUGGUGACAGUGGGAAAGUGUCACACUACAGCAUAAUUGUUGCUCAGUCGGUUUUUGUAAGGAUUGUGUUGACUUUUAAUGUAAGCAGUGUAAAACUCCAUGAAAAGGAAAACACUAAUUUUAAAAAUCUGUAAUUGGAUGCAUGUUUAUAAAAGAACUCUUUAUUUACUGUUUAGAAACAUGAACAUUUAAAGGUCUACAGGGCUACUAUUUUUUUUUAUGCAUUCUGCUGGUUACACUGUGUAUCUGUUUUUAAAGUGAUAUUUUUCUCGAGGCAAACUUGCCACCUUUCAGGUGGCCCCGAGGUGUGAGCCAGCACGGUCGGUGUUCCAGCUUUUCUGACUCCGCUGUCUGCUGCGUCCAUUUGCACUUUGAAGCAGCAAAAAUUGCAUCUCGACAAGCGUAAACACAAAUCUGAAACUUGGAAACACUCCACUGCCCUAGUUAAGUUUGUUUUGUAUGUUGGGAGAGUUUGCAGUGGGAAGAUAAGGGAGGAGAAAAUACUUGAACACCAGCACCUGGAACAGCCAGUAUUGGGUCAGAACACAUGAGAAUAUGUGCAGCAGAAGUAAUAAAAAGAAAUAUCACUUUAAAAAAAACCACAAGAUUGUUUUUCAGAUUUGUAUGACGCUCAUUCUCUUCUUAAUGUGCUAGAUAUUUAAAAAAAAAAAGAUAUUUUUUUCUAUCCAGUUUGAAUUUUAUAAUGGCAAAAUUAAAGAUGUUUUAAAUAUAA
This is a messenger RNA of Archocentrus centrarchus (flier cichlid), 3071 nucleotides long. RefSeq names its product ADP-ribosylation factor-like 13b (gene arl13b). The record is from RefSeq and is a predicted model, not a curated record. Lineage: Eukaryota; Metazoa; Chordata; Actinopteri; Cichliformes; Cichlidae. The coding region runs from base 490 to 1692 and encodes 400 amino acids. The transcript has 10 exons. Gene Ontology annotation, molecular function: GTP binding; GTPase activity. Gene Ontology annotation, cellular component: ciliary membrane; non-motile cilium; motile cilium. Gene Ontology annotation, biological process: non-motile cilium assembly; receptor localization to non-motile cilium.